Messenger RNA from Boleophthalmus pectinirostris (great blue-spotted mudskipper), 1700 nucleotides. RefSeq names its product potassium inwardly rectifying channel subfamily J member 12b (gene kcnj12b). Gene Ontology annotation, biological process: potassium ion import across plasma membrane; regulation of monoatomic ion transmembrane transport. Gene Ontology annotation, molecular function: inward rectifier potassium channel activity. The coding region runs from base 438 to 1700 and encodes 420 amino acids. NCBI's taxonomy places the organism in Eukaryota, Metazoa, Chordata, Actinopteri, Gobiiformes, Gobiidae. The record is from RefSeq and is a predicted model, not a curated record. Gene Ontology annotation, cellular component: plasma membrane. The transcript is spliced from 2 exons.
ACAAGACUGACAAGUCAAGAAAACGGCAUGCAUCAUUUUUUUUGGACCUUUUUCGUGGACUCUAUGCUACAUUUUUGGACAUUGUAACUUUUGCCAAGUACAAAUUCCAAUCUGGAGAGUCAGUCUUGAAUGAUUGAGAUGAGUUCUGUCUGUGUCUGAUGUUUUUAAGCUACGAUAUGACAGUACUUUUUUGUUGGAGGUGUUUGCAGCUGCUCUGUGUAUAAUAGAACCUCAAGAACCAUGCAAGAACGCAGCAAGAGACUUCUGGAAGACGACAACAAGUGGGACCAUCACUGACAAAACCAUCUGCGCACAAGAUACAUCCUCCAUGUGCACCCUGUCACCUGCCCCCGUCACCUGCUCUGCACUCUGAGGUCCUGUGACCCAUGAGUCUGGACACAGUUGCAUGAAGCAGGUGGAUCACAGCCCACAGAGGGAUGAGCGUGGAGAGGUCCAACCACCACAGCUUUGUGUCUUGUGAAGACGAGAGCUUCAGACUCAGUACCAUGCCUGCUGUUGGCACUUUUGGCAAUGGCAAAAUCCACACACGACGGAGAUACCACACCCGCUUCGUCAGUAAGAGCGGACAGUGUAACAUCCAGUUCUCCAACAUGGAUGAGCUGUCCACGAGGUACCUGUCAGACAUUUUCACCACCUGUGUUGACAUACGAUGGAGGUUCAUGUUCCUUCUCUUCAGCCUGGCCUUCGUGGUGUCCUGGCUGUUGUUUGGUUUGGGGUACUGGGUCAUUGGCACAUUGCAUGGGGACAUGGAAAACAAUGAUGAGAACUUUGUUCCCUGUGUGACACUAGUGAGGUCCUUUGUGGCAGCGUUUCUGUUUUCCAUCGAGACGCAGACAACUAUAGGUUACGGAGCACGCUGUGUGACAGAGGAGUGCCCUGCUGCUGUGUUCAUGGUGGUCUUUCAGUCCAUUAUGGGCUGCAUCAUCGACGCCUUCAUGAUCGGGGCCAUCAUGGCCAAGAUGGCGCGGCCUAAGAAACGUGCUGAAACGCUCCUGUUUAGUCAGAACGCAGUUAUUGCCAUGCGUGAUGGAAAGUUGUGCCUCAUGUUCCGAGUGGCCAACCUGAGGAAGAGCCACAUAGUAGAGGCUCAUGUGCGGGCCCAGCUGGUGAAGCCUCGGUACACGGAGGAGGGAGAGUACAUCCCUUUGGACCAGCUGGAUAUGAAUGUGGGCUACGACAAAGGCACGGACCGCCUGUUCCUGGUCGCUCCCCUCACAGUCAUCCAUGAGAUAGAUGAUGAAAGCCCUCUGUUUGGAAUCAGCAAGCAAGACCUGGAGACAGCAGACUUUGAGAUCGUCAUCAUCCUGGAGGGGCUGGUGGAGGCCACAGCCAUGACCACCCAGGCACGGAGCUCAUACCUACCCUCGGAGAUCCUGUGGGGGCACCGCUUUGAACCAGUGGUCUUUGAGGAGAAGAACCAGUACAGGAUAGACUACUCUUAUUUUCACAAAACAUUUGAAGUACCAUCCACACCCAGAUGCAGUGCCAAGGACAUAGAGGAGAGGAAGUUGCCCACAUCUGGGGCUAACUCCUUCUGCUAUGAGAACGAGCUGGCCUUCAUCAGCCGUGAUGAGGAGGAAGAGGAGGCAGAGGAGCACAGAGGGCAACAGAAGCGUCUGUCUGGACUGUCUGCUCUGGGCAGUGACCAGGCUUCCUCUCGCAGAGAGUCUGAGAUCUGA